UCGUUACAAAAAUAUCACUCUAUUUAUGCAAUUGGACCAAUUUUCUCCCCUGGAUUCACCAACACCUUCGUGUCAACUAGCCUAUGGUCCGAAUCCAAUUGCACCGAUUGGCUAGACGCCAAGCCACAUGGCUCGGUCUUAUACGUCUCGUUCGGGAGCUAUGCUCAUACUAAUAAAGAAACUAUAGUGGAAAUUGCACGUGGUCUGAUGGUCAGUGAAGUGAAUUUUAUUUGGGUACUUCGUCCUGAUAUUGUUAGCUCGGAAGAGAGUGAUUAUUUACCGAUUGGUUACGAAGAUAAUAUUAAGGAUCGAGGAUUAAUCGUGCCAUGGUGCUGCCAAACGGCUGUAAUUUCACACCCGGCGGUUGGUGGCUUCCUGACUCAUUGUGGAUGGAAUUCGAUUAUGGAAAGCAUAUGGUGCUCUGUUCCGUUUAUUUGUUUUCCCUUGCUGACCGAUCAAUUUACUAAUCGAAAAUUAGUAGUCGAUGAUUGGAAAAUCGGGAUUAGUCUUCGUGAUGAGGGUUCGAUUUCGAGGGAUGAAGUGGCAGAGAAAGUGAAAUUUCUGAUGAAAGGCAAAGAAGCAGAGGAAAUGAAGCAACGGAUUAAGAAAAUUAAGAAGGAAUUAGAGGAUGGAUUAGCAAUAAAUGGAUCAUCUCAAGUGAAUUUUACAAAGUUUAUGGGUGAUUUAGAGUCCAUAUUGCAAUUAAACCAUAUUGCAAAAUGAUUAUGCUGUAGCCCCUUGAAAUUAAAAUAAGAGUUUACGAUAAGGAAUGGUAUAGUUCAUCUUUUUUUCUUUUAAUACCACUA
Molecule: messenger RNA, 806 nt
Organism: Solanum tuberosum (potato)
Lineage: Eukaryota; Viridiplantae; Streptophyta; Magnoliopsida; Solanales; Solanaceae
Product: UDP-glycosyltransferase 86A1-like
Exons: 1
Molecular function (GO): UDP-glycosyltransferase activity
Source: RefSeq, a predicted model, not a curated record